UGCUGUGAAGUGCAGGGGAGUCAGGGCAGAUUCCAGCAGCCCGUACAGCUGAAUCUCUCAGUCAUUGACUCUGCACACAUACUAGCUGGAAGCACACUUGGGUAUAGACACCAUGGUGCCGAAGUUACACAGAUGGGCUACUGCGCAUCUUCUGUCCUUACUCUUUUCAGCUUGCAUGGCAUAUAUUGCUACCAGAGAAAACUGCUGCAUCUUAGAUGAACGAUUUGGUAGCUAUUGCCCAACUACAUGCGGCAUUGCAGACUUCUUAACUAAAUACCACCCUGGUGUGGAUAAGGAGCUGCAGGUCCUUGAAAAUCUCUUGCAACAGAUCACUAACUCUUCCACUGUAACAGAACAGUUGAUCCGCCAAAUCCAAAUCCACAGCCUCCCAGAGAAACUGAGUCUGCCAGAUGUGAUCAACGGUUUUACUCAAAAAAACAGGAAAAUAAUUGAUGAAAUUAUCAGAUAUGAAAACACUAUUGUGGAACAUGAAAAUAUUAUACAGCAACUGACAGAUGUGUUGAUGUUAAACACUAAGAAGAUUUCACAACUAAAACAGAUGACUAAUCAGCUUGCGUCACAAUGUCAGGAGCCAUGCAGAGACACAGUCCAAAUACUGGAAACAACUGGAAGAGAUUGUCAAGACAUUGCAAAUAAAGGUGCCAGACACAGUGGUCUUUACUUCAUCAAACCUCUAAAAGCUAAGCAGCAGUUUCUAGUCUAUUGUGAGAUUGACACAUUUGGCAAUGGAUGGACAGUGUUCCAGAGAAGACUUGAUGGGAGCGUGGACUUCAAGAAAAACUGGGCUCAGUACAAAGAAGGAUUUGGACACCUGUCACCAGAUGACCAGUCAGAGUACUGGCUGGGAAAUGAAAAGAUUCAUUUAAUAACCACUCAGUCUACUAUUCCAUAUGCCUUAAGGAUAGAACUGGAAGACUGGGAGAAUAAAAAAAGUACUGCAGACUAUGCUGUGUUCAAAGUGGGACCUGAAGCAGACAAGUACCGACUGACCUAUGCCUAUUUUGUUGCUGGUGGUGAAGCAGGGGAUGCCCUUGAUGGUUUUGAUUUUGGAGAUGAUCCCAGUGACAAAUUUUUUACAUCCCAUAAUGGCAUGCAGUUCAGUACCUAUGAUCGUGACAAUGAUAAAUUUGAUGGCAAUUGUGCUGAACAGGAUGGAGCAGGAUGGUGGAUGAAUAGAUGUCAUGCUGGUAACCUCAAUGGCAAAUAUUAUCAAGGUGGCACUUACUCAGCAAGAGAGGUUGGUCCAGCUGGAUACGACAAUGGGAUUAUCUGGGCAACCUGGCGUUCUCGGUGGUAUUCCAUGAAGAAAACUACGAUGAAAGUCAUCCCAUUCAACAGACUUUCAAUAGGAGAUGGACAGCAGCACAACUUAGGUGGCUCCAAACAGGUUGGAGACAUUUAAAGAGACAGUUUAACAAAGAUUUAUCUGGACAGGAAAACAAAAUCUUUUACCUCUGGGACAAUGACUUCAUCUAAACUUCUUCAGUUCAGCUCUGGCUGUUAAUUGAUGCUCACUAUUAAAACAAAAUCAUUAAAUGCCCUAGCUUUUCUGCGUGAGCAAGUUACUGUGUCUGCUCUGUGUGGGGUUAUUUUUCUGUAUGCACUUUCAAUAAAAUUUGAUUACAAAGAACACAUAAAA
This is a messenger RNA of Chrysemys picta bellii (western painted turtle), 1660 nucleotides long. RefSeq names its product fibrinogen gamma chain (gene FGG). Gene Ontology annotation, biological process: platelet activation; blood coagulation; protein polymerization. NCBI's taxonomy places the organism in Eukaryota, Metazoa, Chordata, Testudines, Emydidae. The record is from RefSeq and is a predicted model, not a curated record. Gene Ontology annotation, molecular function: signaling receptor binding. Gene Ontology annotation, cellular component: fibrinogen complex.